AUGAGCCUUCCGCCGAACCACAUGCAGAAUCUCUUUGGAGAUGACGCAGGGGGCAGCCACAACACAGGUCACGGGACGGGCGGCGAAGAUGUAACGCCUGCACUGCUGCUGGAGCAGCUAGCCUACGUAGACAACUUUAUGACAGACCUGGAUCCAGACUUUUCUAACCUAGACACGUUGUUGGGAGACAGGGGCUCCAGUGCUACGACGGGGCUGCCGCUCGACGAGCGCCUCGCGGCAGAGCUGAGCGCAUUCGCGGACGAGAGCUUCAUCUUUCCGGACGAGGAUAAGCACGACGGCGAGGGCAAUGCGGAUCGCGCGAACGAGGUGGGCGGCAGCGCGCUGUCGGAUGCUUGGACACAGUCGCGAGAAGAUGCAGCGGGUAACAGGCGGGCGCAGCUGCUGUCUGAGCGGCGCAAUACGUUCCUGGCAGCCCAAUAUGACUCCACCCGGCAACGGUUUUCGCGGCAGGCGGAGACGCCGGGAGCGGGGGACACAGACCAUGGUGGAUUCAUAAACUACGACACGGCGCCGGCGCCGGCUGCCGGGGACUUUGCGCUUGAUGUGGAGCAGGCGCAGGCGCCGGCAACGGGCACACAGGUGGGGCAGCGCGGCGUGACGCCUCCCAGCUACCCAAAUAUCCAGAUGCCCGAGUACUCUCGCAUCCCUACGGCAACCCUAGUUGCUCUGCUGCCGAAGGUAGAGGUUCCACCGGGGGCGCUACGGUCGCUGCUGCAGGUAGGGUUCACGCGCGACCAGGUGGACGCAGUCCGGGCCAUCAUGGCGUACCACCAGACGCGCGGAGUACAGUCCUCAACGGGCACUGCUCGUACAGUUCCUUCGCUGGCACAGCGAUCUCGGAUGCCACUCCAAAGUCCCUCAAUGGCAUAUGGUAGUGUGGCACCGGUAUCCGAAGCACGAGAAUCGCCUGCUGGCACUGCGGACAAUAAUUCCGCCACGCUUUUCUUGGAGUUGCUUUCAAAGCAGCAGGGUAGGCGACGGUCUUCUGCGGAACCAACGGAACGCCACGAGGAGCGCGAACACCGCAGUAGCGUAGCGCCGGAGGAGCAGCAACGUACCUGGCCUCGGACGGCCAGCAGAGAUAUAGACACGUUGUCCAAUGGGCCGCUGUUGGGGGACGGCCAAAGUAACAGCGACAACCUCUCACGCAGUGCGGGGCAUCCCCUCGCGGAAGGCAGCAGCGCGCAGGUGGCAGAAGUCAAGGCGGCAUAUGGCAACACAACGAAAGCACACCUGCGCCGUAAGCAGAAGGAGCUGGAACUGGAGAAGUCAGUGCAGGAACUGAGUCAGCUAGCCACUACUCUUAAACAGCGAAUACAAACAUUGGAAAUGGAAAACAGGCUGCUGAGGAACAUCGUCGUAGAGAAGGGCGAGCCGUCCAAAACCGAGAAGGACAAGGCCACGCAGAGACAAUUCUACCCCGAGGUACACGAAGGUGCUUGA
Molecule: messenger RNA, 1464 nt
Organism: Eremothecium gossypii ATCC 10895
Lineage: Eukaryota; Fungi; Ascomycota; Saccharomycetes; Saccharomycetales; Saccharomycetaceae
Gene: MET4
Product: Met4p
Exons: 1
Coding region: 1-1464 (487 amino acids)
Biological process (GO): regulation of transcription by RNA polymerase II
Cellular component (GO): nucleus; Cbf1-Met4-Met28 complex
Molecular function (GO): DNA-binding transcription activator activity, RNA polymerase II-specific; RNA polymerase II transcription regulatory region sequence-specific DNA binding
Source: RefSeq, marked provisional